Ricinus communis (castor bean) is the source of this 2886-nucleotide messenger RNA. RefSeq names its product heterogeneous nuclear ribonucleoprotein Q. The record is from RefSeq and is a predicted model, not a curated record. Gene Ontology annotation, cellular component: nucleus. The coding region runs from base 234 to 2588 and encodes 784 amino acids. The transcript is spliced from 12 exons. Gene Ontology annotation, molecular function: mRNA binding. Lineage: Eukaryota; Viridiplantae; Streptophyta; Magnoliopsida; Malpighiales; Euphorbiaceae.
AAUAAGGACCUAAAUGGUCCAGUCCUCGUUUUCCCGUACUUUCUCGGAUAUUUUUUUCUCCGUUGAAUUUAGGGUUUCUGUUGUGUGGUUAAUUUAGGGGUUUUUAUUUGUGCAUCUUUCGCGUUGCUUUUGUUUCGACGUGUGUGAAAUUAGGGUUAUACUCUAUAUGAUUAAGGAGAUCAAUUACGGUUCUUGAGAAGCACAUCUUGCUACUUAUCCACCUGAAACUAUCGAUGCCUCCACGGACCGUGAAGAGAGGUGCCGCUGCAGCGGGACCAAAGAGGACGGCGAGAACCUCGAGAGGGGCGGCCAAGGGACAGAGUCAGCAGCCGGAAGCUGCUGAAGAGCCUCCAAAGGCGGAGGAGAGCCCCGCAAUUAAUGAAAAUCCUUUUUUUGAGGAUAAGCAAUUUCUUGAAAAACCAAUUUCCGAAGAAAACCGAGGUUUGGAAGAUGAAAUUGGAAGCAAAUCAGAUGCCAAUGGCUCGGCUUCUUUGAAAAAAGGGGAAGAUGUCAAGGAUUCUGUUGAGGAGUAUGAAAAGGAUGAGCGGUUAGAGCUUGAUGACAAUGAAACUGAGUAUGAACCUGAAGAAUAUGGUGGGGUGGAUUAUGAUGAUAAAGAAAUUGAACAGGAUGAAGUUCAGGAGGUGGAAGUUGGUUAUGAAGUGGAGGAAGAACAUGAGGAGCAUUUAGUUGAAGAAGAGGAAGAAGGUGAUCUAGUUGAGGAGGAAUUGGAAGAUGUUGUUGAAGAACUUGAGGAGGGUGAAGAGGAUGAUGAGCAUGCUGGUGAGGAGGCGGAUCAUGCUCAGGUGGUUAAUGCAGAGGAAGAGGAGCACCAUGAAGUUUUUAAAGAGAGACGCAAGCGUAAGGAAUUUGAAGUCUUUGUUGGAGGCUUAGACAAGGAUGCUACAGAGGAUGAUCUUAGGAAAGUGUUCACUCGAGUUGGUGAGGUUACUGAAGUCAGGUUAAUGAUGAAUCCCCAGACCAAGAAAAAUAAAGGAUUUGCAUUCUUGCGUUUUUCAACUGUGGAACAAGCAAAAAAAGCUGUAACAGAGCUUAAAAAUCCAGUGAUUAAUGGGAAACAAUGUGGUGUUACUCCAAGUCAAGAUAGUGACACCCUUUUCUUGGGUAACAUUUGCAAGACUUGGACGAAGGAAGCUUUGAAAGAGAAGUUAAAACAUUAUGGAGUCGAGAAUGUUGAAGAUGUGACACUGGUGGAGGAUAGUAACAAUGAGGGAAUGAAUCGGGGUUUUGCCUUUUUGGAAUUUUCAUCUCGUUCAGAUGCCAUGGAUGCUUUUAAGCGACUUCAGAAGAGAGAUGUUUUAUUUGGGGUUGAUAGGCCUGCAAAAGUUUCUUUUGCUGAUUCCUUCAUUGACCCUGGUGAUGAGAUUAUGGCACAGGUGAAGACUGUGUUUGUUGAUGGUCUGCCUGCAUCAUGGGAUGAGGAUCGUGUAAGGGAGCUUUUAAAGAAAUUUGGGGAGAUUGAAAAGAUUGAGCUUGCCCGUAAUAUGCCAUCUGCUAAGAGAAAAGACUUCGGAUUUGUUACCUUUGACUCACAUGAUGCUGCAGUGACAUGUGCUAAAAGCAUUAAUAAUGCUGAGUUGGGUGAGGGAGACAACAAGGCUAAAGUAAGGGCUCGGUUAUCAAGACCUCUUCAGAGAGGAAAAGGAAAACAUGCAAGUCGUGCGGAUUUCCGGUCUUGGUAUGGAGGUAGAACUGCCAGAGGUCCAUGGGUCCGUCCAGUAAGAGGAAUUGCUAGCCGUGCUGCUCCAACCAGUGUGAAGAGGCAUGUGGGAUUGAGAGAUAGACGUCCACCUGUGAUGUCAAUGCCAGUAAGAGGCAGGCCCUUGCCACCUCCUAACAGGACCUAUGAUAGAAGAGCACCGGCUCCAUCUUACCCAAAGAGCAGCCUAAAGAGGGAUUAUGGUCGGCGUGAAGAGCUUCCCCCUCCAAGAAGCAGAGCUCCUGUUGAUUACAGUUCCAGGUCUGUUGCUGAAAGAAGGCAAUCCUAUAGAGAUGAUUACUCGUCACGUGGUUCUGGUUAUUCAGAUAUUCCUAGAGGUACUUCUCGUUCUUCAGCUAGGAGAGCAUAUGUAGAUGAUGGCUAUGGUCAAAGGUUGGAGAGGCAUCCUCCAAGUUACCGUGAAGGACGUGCUCGUGAUUAUGACUCUAUUUCUGGGUCAAAACGUCCAUAUUCUGCAAUGGACGAUGUUCCUCCACGUUAUGCUGAUGGUGGUGCUGGUACUCGCCAUUCAAGGGCUCGAUUGGACUAUGAACUCGGCCCCAGUGCUUCCCAAUAUGGGGAUGCAUAUGGUGAUAGAAUUGGGAGAUCCAGUGUAGGAUAUGGUGGCAGCAGAAGUUCUCUAUCUAGUCAGGAUUCUCAUGGACUAUAUACCAGUCGUCAGGGUAUGGGUUAUGGAGGUUCUUAUGGUGCCAAUGAUGUUGGUGGAAUGUACCAAUCAAGCUAUGGUGGUGACUACAUGCCUCGUGGCAGUGAUGUUGGCAGUAGGUCUUAUUCAUCUAUAUAUUCCAGUCGUGGCAUGGGUAGCAGCAAUUACAUGGGUUCUGGUGGUUCAGGGUCAUACUACUGAGAUUUGACAUGACAAGGGGCUGCUCUAGGAUGUGGGCUAUUUGAAGCUUAUGCAUUAUGAGGCUUACGUAUUUGGAAAGGGCAUGUUGUCCAGUAUGAUAGCCUCUAUAUAUUGUGGAAAUUGUUGAGCAAAAGUUUUAUAGUAGAGAAAAGGCUGCUUUGGUUUAAUCUUGUUUUAGAUCUUCAGACUGGAUAUUUGUCAAGUCCUAAGUUCAUGAUGUAUGGAAACUUCCCUCUCUUAGAGAUGAAAACAAGAAUUUCUUAGUAUGAUAUGUAUGAAUUUGAUCUGUUGUUCUCUA